Molecule: messenger RNA, 3464 nt
Organism: Motacilla alba alba
Lineage: Eukaryota; Metazoa; Chordata; Aves; Passeriformes; Motacillidae
Gene: FLRT3
Product: fibronectin leucine rich transmembrane protein 3
Exons: 3
Coding region: 929-2878 (649 amino acids)
Molecular function (GO): protein binding
Source: RefSeq, a predicted model, not a curated record
CGCGACUUGAGGGGCGCGCGCCGAGCUCCGUCCGCGGCCGCCCCGCGACAGCGCAGCGCCCGCUCCGCACCGCGAGCCGCGCUCCGCUCCCGGCACCGCCGCCGGCACCGCCCCUUCCCGCGCCUCUCCGCAGGACAUUAGGAGUUCGAGGAAAGCUUUCAAAGGGGAGUUUUCUGGGAAGGAAAUCAUAUUUUUGUGGGUUUUUUUUUUAUAAUGAAGAAAACCAUCUGAAUUGCCUGAUGUUUCUGUGGUAAAGUAACUUGCAUUCUUGCAGCACAGGAGGAAUUCUUUCCUGCAUUACAAAUUUGGAAGAAGUGUUAAAAAGUGAGUGUUGGAAAAUGGUUCUCUGAAAGAGGUGUGGAUGUAUCAGGAUGUAGCUACUGUACAAAGGUCAUACUUGGAUAAUUCUGGAUAGGAAAAAGCAUCCCUUUCCUGACCUCCUGAAGAGGCUGCAAUCCUUCGAGCCUCAGCAUAAUGAAUGGUUUCUAUCACGCGGCACUAAAGUUCCCUCCUCUGACUACUACGCUGCACAGAAGAGUUUGUAAGAGUUACAAAGAAAGCAAUUCCUGCUAAAGGCAUUAAACCAAACAAAAGAGGCUCUUCAUUCACAGACUUUACAUGAGGACUAAAAUAGAAGGAAGCUGAAGCUUUUCUACACUGGGGCCUGGUGUGCUUAUAUACCAUGAUAAAUCUUGGUUGGAAUGCUCAUUGAGUAUCGUGCCAGGAGCCAGGAAACACACACCACCACCACCAAGGACCAUCUGAGUAAACACCAUCGAGGAAAAAACUGCUUCAUGGAGUAAACCGUAAGAGUGACUGGGCAGAAAGACAUCCCUUCACUGGAUAUCCUCAAGCACAAAAUUUACUCAUACCUUUAAAUACGAUUGUUGAAGAUCAGAACUGUAUAGAAAUCUCAUCAUUCCUGACCAUGAUUAGUGUUACCUGGAGCAUCUUCCUAGUUUGGACUAAAAUAGGGCUGUUACUUGACAUGGCACCUUAUUCUGUUAGUGCCAAACCAUGCCCUUCAGUAUGUCGCUGUGAUGUGGGUUUCAUAUAUUGUAAUGAUCGCGAUUUGACGUCUAUUCCUACAGGAAUCCCAGAGGAUGCAACUACCCUCUUCCUUCAGAACAAUCAAAUAAAUAAUGCUGGGAUUCCUUCAGAACUGAAGAACUUGCUUAGGGUGGAAAGAAUAUAUUUAUACCGCAACAGCCUAGAUGAAUUCCCCACUAACCUCCCUAAGUACAUUAAGGAACUGCAUUUGCAGGAGAACAAUAUAAGGACCAUUACUUAUGAUUCACUUUCAAAAAUUCCUUAUCUGGAAGAACUGCAUUUGGAUGAUAAUUCUGUUUCUGCCGUUAGCAUCGAGGAUGGAGCUUUCCGGGACAACAUCUAUCUCAGACUUCUUUUUCUCUCUCGAAAUCACCUUAGCACCAUCCCCUGGGGUUUGCCUAAAACCAUAGAAGAGCUACGCUUGGAUGAUAAUCGUAUUUCCACAAUUUCUGAGCUGUCCCUUCAAGACCUUACAAAUCUAAAACGCCUUGUUUUAGACGGAAAUCUUCUAAAUAAUCAUGGAUUAGGAGACAAAGUCUUCAUUAAUCUAGUCAAUCUUACAGAAUUGUCAUUGGUCCGCAAUUCACUCACAGCUGCUCCGGUGAAUUUGCCGGGAACAAACCUAAGAAAGCUUUAUCUCCAAGAAAACCACAUCAACCGUGUGCCACCCAAUGCUUUCUCUUACUUACGGCAGUUGUACCGACUAGAUAUGUCCAAUAACAAUCUCAGCAAUUUACCUCAGGGUGUCUUCGAUGAUCUGGACAACAUCACUCAACUUUUUCUUCGCAACAACCCUUGGCACUGCGGGUGCAAAAUGAAAUGGGUCCGUGACUGGUUACAGUCACUGCCUUUAAAAGUGAACGUACGCGGACUGAUGUGUCAGGCACCAGAAAAAGUACGUGGAAUGGCUAUCAAAGACCUCAGCGCAGAACUGUUUGACUGUAAGGACGAUAGCGUGAUAAGCACCGUCCAAAUCACUACUGCAGUACCAAACACGUUAUACCCAGCCCAGGGACACUGGCCCAUUUCUGUGACCAAACAACCAGACGUCAAGACUCCCAACCUAAAUAAAAACUACAGAACCACAGCGAGCCCGGUACGUAAAAUCAUUACAAUAUUUGUGAAAUCCGUAAGCACGGAGACUAUUCACAUCUCCUGGAAAGUUGCACUACCGAUGACUGCUUUGAGACUGAGCUGGCUCAAGAUGGGUCACAGCCCUGCCUUUGGAUCUAUAACUGAAACUAUAGUUACAGGCGACAGAAACGACUAUUUGCUCACGGCUCUCGAACCGGAGUCACCGUACCGUGUGUGCAUGGUUCCCAUGGAAACCAGCAACAUCUAUCUCUCCGAUGAAACACCCGAAUGCAUCGAGACCGAGACGGCGCCUCUUAAGAUGUACAACCCUACCACCACCCUCAAUCGGGAGCAGGAGAAAGAGCCUUACAAAAACUCCAGCUUGCCCUUGGCCGCCAUCAUCGGCGGCGUGGUGGCGCUGGUGGCCAUAGGGCUGCUGGCCCUGGUCUGCUGGUACGUCCACAGAAACGGGUCCCUGUUCUCCCGGAACUGCACCUACAGCAAGGGACGCCGGAGAAAAGAUGACUAUGCCGAAGCGGGAACCAAGAAGGAUAACUCCAUCUUGGAAAUCAGGGAGACUUCUUUCCAGAUGAUACCAAUAACCAGUGACCAAGUGUCCAAGGAGGAAUUUGUAAUACACACCAUCUUCCCACCUAAUGGCAUGAAUCUGUACAAGAACAGCCACAGUGAAAGCAGUAGUAACAGGAGCUACAGAGACAGUGGUAUUCCAGAUUCAGAUCAUUCACACUCAUGAUACUGAGGGACGUGAAAGACUGGUUUGGGUUUUGUUGGGUUUUUUGGGUUUGUUUUGUUUUUUAAAGAAAACAAGAAAAGACUGACUUAACAGUUGCUGUUCUACUGCAAAACACUGGAUUAAAAGACUGACAAAGCAAUGUACUGUACAUUUGCCAUAUAAUUUAUAUUUAAGAACUUUUUAUUAAAAGUUUCAAAUUUCAGGCUACUGCUGCGAUUAAUGUAGUGGGGAUACCUGACCACAAUUCUAUAUUUUAGUAUUUUUUAGUAAUUUGUACUGUAUUUUCCUUGCUAAUAUUGAAGUUACAGACCAUUUAACUUUUGUGUUCUACUGAGUAAGAUGACUUGUUGACUGUGAAAGUGAAUUUUCUUGCCGUGUUGAGCAGUCAGAACAUUCAUCUGAGAUCCUUGUAAGUGUAAGCACAGGUCAUUUUUCACUUUGGUAUCAAUAAAAUAAUGUUGAACCUGGCAAGUCAGGAAGAUCAAAAAUGGUUACAAAAACUCACAGAAAUUCCAGUGUUGGGUCUAUUAAAUCUGUAAACCACAACAAUAUUCAAUAAACAAAAAAUGUGUGUAGUAAUGGGCAA